Messenger RNA from Drosophila subobscura, 1430 nucleotides. RefSeq lists its product as uncharacterized. Lineage: Eukaryota; Metazoa; Arthropoda; Insecta; Diptera; Drosophilidae. The transcript has 2 exons. The record is from RefSeq and is a predicted model, not a curated record. The coding region runs from base 53 to 1240 and encodes 395 amino acids.
UGUUGAAUUAUUUGAAUUAUUUCGGAGUUUGUUUUCCACGUUGUUCGGUAAAAUGUCCCAAAAGCAGACCGCAGAGAUGGCGCAGCCACCGCGCGGCAUUAGGCUGGAGAACGAGAAGCAGACUGUCGCGGAGGCUCUCAAUUUUAUGAAGCUGGAGUGCAUGCAUCAGCCAGAGGCAGCAAAGCCCAAGGAGCCCGAGGGUCCCACAGUGGCCGACGAGCUGAAUGCCCGCCUGGCCAUGGUCCAUGUGCGCGAGAAUCGAGCGAAACGCAUCAAGCGUUUGGUCAAGUUUCCUGCAACCGAGCAACAACCAUUGUACAAGUUCAUCUGCGUGUGUCCCCGCUACCAUCCCUGCUACGGACCCUGCCAGCACACGGGCCAGAUCAUCAUCGAUCGCGAUGUUUUGUCGCGCGAGGAGCACAUUUGUUUUCUGGCCACACCCAAGAAGGACAUGACCUCACCGCAACUAUUCAAGCAGCCGAUUUACUACACCAAAAAGUACUUCAUGCCCACGUGCACGGCCCGCAUUGAACGCCUGGCAGAUCCCCUGCCUGUCCGUGUAAAGGACACGUUCAAGACCUACAAGAACGUGCUCGAGCCCCGUCAAUUAACCGCCUUGCAGAACCAGAUGAAGCCCAAGCCGCCCGUUGAGGUGAUGACCAUGGACAAGGCGCUGGAGUACUUGGAGGAGGAGAUGCGACAACGACGAACGGCCAAGCAACUGCAUCGCCGCCGCUGCAAGAGCCUAAAGAAGCGAAUCCUCAAGCGGCAACGCAAACAGAUGGAGAAGAUCGUCUGCGUGCUGUUCGAGGAGAUGAAGGAUUUCCUGCUCAACGAUCAGUUUAUCGUUGAUGAAAAUUCACCGCUCUGUGCUGUGAUACUGGACAAGAUCAGAGAGUUUACGGACCAAGAGUUCUACACGACCAGCAACCUACGUGAAUAUCAAAAGAUAUUGGCCAACAAUUUAACCGUUUGGAUCAACAAGUUCAUCUCCAAUUUGAACAUUUACUUGGCACCACAACAGAUUCCCGUGCAGCGUACAAUGAUGGCCGAAGAAGAUCCGGAACAGUUUGUGCCACUGUCCGAUUACAUUUCGCUGUCCGAACACAUGGGUGAGAUGACCCAAGAGACAGUUCCGACUGGCUAUGACUAUGAGGACUAUGGCAAUGAGGAAUAUUUGCCUGGCGUACUGACCGCAGCCGAUGAGGCCUCUGUGGACACACUGACAAACGCACUUUAAGCUUACCCUUGAGUUGAGACCAAGUGAGCUCCUUGUAGACGCCAUUGCUAUGCACCUUGGCGCUGUGAUUCUUUAGUAUGUCCACCGGCAUCGCACGGAACAGGAAGUGCAGAAAAUUCUAUAGUAAAAAGAACCCAAAUUUAAAUGUAACACUCCAAAAUCAAUAGUAAAUGUAAAUGAUUUUUAUGCG